AUGGCUGAUCCUGGGAACAGAAGAGGGAUCCACCACCCCCUGAGUCUCACCUGCUCCCUGCUCAUUGUGGGAAUGUGCUGUGUGUCUCCUUUCUUCUGUCAUAGUCAGACGGACCUGCUGGCUCUUAACCAAGCUGACCCUCAGUGCUGGGAGUCCUCCUCAGUGCUCCUCCUGGAAAUGCGGAAACCUCGCAUUUCCAACACGGUUUCUGGCUUUUGGGAUUUCAUGAUCUAUCUAAAGUCAUCUGAGAACUUGAAACAUGGAGCACUGUUUUGGGAUCUGGCCCAACUCUUCUGGGACAUCUAUGUGGACUGUGUCCUCUCCAGGAACCAUGGCUUAGGAAGGAGACAGUUGGCUGGAGAAGAGAAAAGUUCAGCAGUGCAGCUACAGCAUUCAGGGAGUAAACAAGGUGUAUAUUCUCAGCGCCUAAGAACCCCUUUCCUAAAGAAGAAAGAAUUGAUUGAAGAUUUGAUAAGCAUGCACAUGCGCGGGAGUGGGUCUAAGUUCAAUGGAAAAUUGAAUCUGGAAAUAAAGAGAAAAUAAAACUAACCUCAGAGAUGACUCAACCCUUGGAAUUAAGAAUAUAUGAAUAUUUUCCUAUUAAUCAUCUAUUUUAUUUUAAGUGGUGGAAAUGUUUAGAGA
Nannospalax galili (Upper Galilee mountains blind mole rat) is the source of this 642-nucleotide messenger RNA. It is a transcript of the gene Fam237a, whose product is annotated as family with sequence similarity 237 member A. Lineage: Eukaryota; Metazoa; Chordata; Mammalia; Rodentia; Spalacidae. The record is from RefSeq and is a predicted model, not a curated record. Bases 1 to 543 code for a protein of 180 amino acids. The transcript is spliced from 2 exons.